This is a messenger RNA of Esox lucius (northern pike), 3398 nucleotides long. It is a transcript of the gene gnai1, whose product is annotated as guanine nucleotide binding protein (G protein), alpha inhibiting activity polypeptide 1. Gene Ontology annotation, molecular function: GTP binding; GTPase activity; G-protein beta/gamma-subunit complex binding. Bases 408 to 1472 code for a protein of 354 amino acids. Gene Ontology annotation, cellular component: heterotrimeric G-protein complex. NCBI's taxonomy places the organism in Eukaryota, Metazoa, Chordata, Actinopteri, Esociformes, Esocidae. The record is from RefSeq and is a predicted model, not a curated record. Gene Ontology annotation, biological process: adenylate cyclase-modulating G protein-coupled receptor signaling pathway. The transcript has 9 exons.
UGACAGCGAAAACCGAAACAGGAAGUAUUCAUGUGGCCAGCUGGUGGUAAUUGUAGUUGAAUAAGCCGAGCUCACCGUGGCAGUGUAAGAAGACGGACGUGGGGAGAGGGAGAGAGACCUAUUUGCGGUAGAACUGUUUUCGUUUAAAACUAUUUAUGCAACAAAGCGAAGAAUAGCCUAUAUUGACAGUAUCGGAAUAUAGUGGACUAAAAAAGAAGCACGCUCCUGGUCUUUUUUUUAAUGUUUUUGAAGUGUCACAACCGAAAAGACCCGAUAGCUUUCACAUAAGGGCGUGUGGGUUUCGGGGAGCAGCGGCUCGCUUUUUAAUCGUUGAAUGUUGGUAUUUUAGCCUAUUGCCAAUAUUUUAUAUUUUUUCCAUCACUUGGAUCCGGAGUAUCUGAUUGAGGAUGGGGUGUACCCUGAGCACGGAGGAUAAGGCGGCGGUGGAGCGCAGUAAAAUGAUCGACAGGAAUUUGCGGGACGACGGGGAAAAAGCCGCAAGAGAGGUCAAACUACUGCUCCUGGGUGCUGGUGAGUCGGGGAAAAGUACAAUAGUGAAGCAGAUGAAGAUCAUCCAUGAGGCAGGCUACUCAGAGGAGGAGUGUAAGCAGUACCGAGCUGUGGUCUACAGCAACACCAUCCAGUCCAUCAUCGCCAUCAUCAGAGCCAUGGGGCGACUUAAGAUCGACUUUGGGGACUCAGCCAGAGCCGAUGAUGCAAGACAGCUGUUUGUUCUGGCGGGGUCAGCAGAGGAAGGCUUCAUGACAGCGGAGCUGGCUGGGGUCAUCAAACGCCUGUGGAAGGACGGGGGGGUACAGGCCUGCUUCAGCCGCUCGCGAGAAUACCAGCUCAACGACUCCGCAGCAUAUUACUUAAAUGAUUUGGACAGGAUAUCCCUGGCCACCUAUAUCCCGACCCAGCAGGAUGUCCUGAGGACCAGAGUCAAAACCACAGGCAUUGUGGAGACGCACUUCACCUUCAAGGAGCUCCACUUUAAGAUGUUUGAUGUCGGCGGUCAGAGGUCUGAGAGGAAGAAGUGGAUCCACUGCUUUGAAGGCGUAACCGCCAUCAUCUUCUGUGUGGCGCUCAGCGACUACGACCUGGUGCUGGCUGAGGAUGAGGAGAUGAACCGGAUGCACGAGAGCAUGAAGCUUUUUGACUCCAUCUGCAACAACAAGUGGUUCACAGACACUUCCAUCAUCCUUUUUCUCAACAAGAAGGAUCUGUUUGAGGAGAAGAUCAAGAAGAGUCCUCUCACUAUUUGCUACCCAGAAUAUGCAGGCUCCAAUACAUAUGAGGAGGCGGCGGCCUACAUCCAGUGUCAGUUUGAGGAUCUGAACAAGAGGAAGGACACCAAGGAGAUCUACACCCACUUCACCUGCGCCACCGAUACCAAGAACGUGCAGUUUGUGUUCGACGCUGUCACCGACGUCAUCAUCAAGAACAACCUGAAGGACUGUGGACUCUUCUAAGACCAGGAUUGAACCGUUGGACGUUCUCUGGUGGUGUUUUUUUUUUAGCAGAGGAUCACAAGAAUCUAUGUGGGGAGAAAAAAUGAUGGACAAUUGUGUACAAUUUGCCACUCUCUAACUGAUUUAUUUAUAUUUUUUGUUUCUCCUGUUUUUUUAAGCCCUCUCUGGAAAAGGAAGCUUUUGGUGGAAAUAUUCAAUUUCUCCCUCCCAAUUGUUAGGAGAAAAUGAUUUGAAUUGAGUCCAGUUUGUUGGUGCUUGUGCCUUUGCAUUCUCUUUUUUUCUUUCUGCUUUUACAAAUUGCUUGUUUUUUUUCCUACUGAAAUCGUUCCAACUUAAAAAGUGAAACAUUUCCAAUGGUAUGUUAGAUGGUUCUUAUGUGCACAUUCCCUGGCCCGUUUAGAGGCGGAAUUUACCGUUGUCCGGCAUUGAGGGGUUUGUUUGGAUGGUAAACAACCCGUAGCUCCACUCAGUCGCUGUAGAUGCCGACACUUACUGACACGUGUUCCUUUAUCUGGAGAGGGAUGCAGAUUUUAACAUUACCCCUUAUACCGUUUCUAUCUAAUGGCAACGCUAGCUGCGUCAAGGAGUUUGCAUGCUCCGGAGUCAAUAGCUAUACUGUGUCAUAUUUUACUGUAUAUGUUAAGAUGUAUUUAAGGAGACUUGGGCGACAUGGUUUUUGUGAUCACUGCAAAGUCACAGUUGUAAAGUAGAAAUGGAUAGGGGCAAACAAAUGGUUAUGGUCUGUGACUUUCUAGAAACUACCACAGCUGUCUGUGCGUGUUCUCCAACGAAUGGGGCGACUUUGUAGACUCAUUCCCUUAUUUUGCUAAUAAAAAACAUUUACAAACUAUUCAGUGACCAAGUGCUGUUUUCAAGGGUCUUCUCAGUAGCAGUUUGUGAAAAUGGAGUCAACAAACAGGUACAUUUUUCCUUUGUCUUUCAAGUCAUGUAUUCAUCCUUAGUCAUCUUUAUUCCUAUUGGUUAUCAUCCUUAUUAUUUCAAGUUGAUGUCAGGCUCAUUUCACAUGCUGACUGGAUGCCAUGAUGAGUUAGACUGGGGGAAACCCCCAAAUUAUGCGUUAUGUUUUACUUCACUGAUUUUGACGCCUUCAUAGUAGACGCUGAUUCGCUUUGGAUUCCCAAUAGGGAAAUAAAGACACUGGGAAUUUGACCUGUUUGUUCAAAAUGAUUAACAGUGGAGAAAUUCAAGGAUUUCUUGACUGUUAAACCCAAACCCAUAGUUAAAAACUACAUUUUUGCACCUAAAUCAUAUGUAUGUGUAAUCAUGAAAACAUAAUUUGAUGGCUGUUUGACUCUCAACUUUAUAGAGUGCAGUGUUGCUACUGUAGCUACGUGUUGAAUUAUUAACAGCCUAUUGUCAUGUGCAUGAAUUGAAAGGUUGUGUCUGGUCAAUUUAAAUGGUGGCAGUUUCUUAACCAUAAUGUCAUGCAGUCCCUUUUGUCAAUGUUGGGGGGCAUAUGAGCGUCAUUUAGACUUGCUGAUAACACAUUUCUAUUGGUCAGAUGUUAUCCCGGAGACAUUAUUUGCAAUGUAAGUCUGACUAUUGUCAGCGACAGAAGUGUCUACUGUCCACUUCUGUGACAGGAUUAGAUCCCUUGAGGUAACCUAGGUGUGACUGGGGAUUAGGGAACCACUAUAGAGUCGGUGGACUAGCAUAGACAUGUUUUGGCUGUCAUUCAUCCCUCCAGCCCUGUCAAGCUUUAACUAUCCCCACACCUGCAGUGAUGUUUUUGGUAUUUUUCGUUUGAAUACUGUCCUAACUUGUGUUAUGUGUAACAUGACUAAAGCUCUAGAGAAAAGCAUUCAUCAGGAACGAUGAGUCUCACUUUACUACAACCCGUUUCCUAAAAAGUUGCGAGACUGUGUAAAAGGCUAAUAAAAACAGAAUGCAAUGGUGUGCACAACA